This is a messenger RNA of Macrobrachium nipponense, 945 nucleotides long. Its product is annotated as N-alpha-acetyltransferase 80-like. The transcript is spliced from 2 exons. Gene Ontology annotation, biological process: protein acetylation. Gene Ontology annotation, molecular function: acetyl-CoA binding; N-acetyltransferase activity. Gene Ontology annotation, cellular component: cytoplasm. Lineage: Eukaryota; Metazoa; Arthropoda; Malacostraca; Decapoda; Palaemonidae. The record is from RefSeq and is a predicted model, not a curated record. Bases 6 to 767 code for a protein of 253 amino acids.
CAAGAAUGACAGGAUCAGGUGAUGAUGAUGAAACUGACUUACUUGUCUUGCAUAGGCACCCAAAAUAUGCUGAUGAAUGCAUGGAAAUCCUCAAUGCACAAUGGCCUCGGAGUAAAGGAUUAAGGUUAAGAAGCUUAAAUUCUUCAUGUGAUCAGUUUCCAACUUCUCUUGCCUUAGUAAGAAAUAGUGUUGAUUCUAAAAAGGAAGAAGUGGUAGGACAUGCUAGAGUUAAUGUCCUGCCUAGAGAAGAAAAUGCUGCCUGGAUAGAAUCUGUAGUCAUCAGAAAUGAUUUGCGUGGGAAAGGUUAUGGUCGCAUCUUGAUGACAAAAACCGAAGAAUUUUCUAGAGCAUGUGGAUUCACCAUGGCAUAUCUUUCAACGCAUGAUCAGCAAAACUUUUAUGCUAAACUUGGAUAUGACUUUUGUCCUCCAGUUUGUAUAUAUGGAGGUUCUGUAAAUAGAAACAUCAUCCCAAAGCAGCUUCUGCUUUCCCAAAUGCCUCAUCAAAUGCCAUCAGUAUUAAAAGCCAGUGAACUGUGUAGGAUGUUAUCUACUCAGUGCACUAUAACUGAAAAGGAUAAGGUAACUACUCCAAAUAAUAAUCUACCUCUAGGUCAAAGUAACUAUGCAGUUAAGGAAAAUCAGCCAUCAACUCAAGUGCCAAAUUCCUGUUUCUUCCUCUCCCUAAUAUUUCUGCUGCCAGUUUAUCAUGUACUGCUCCUGGACCACCACCGCCACCACCACCUCCACCACCACCAUCGUCAUUAAAAAAUAUCAAAAAGAUGAUAUUCAUAAACUGGAUACAGCCACUGCAUCAAAAAUGUAUAUGAGAAAAAGUUUAAUAAAAUAAUUUUGCAAGUACUGCACAAUACUGUAGUUUCUAGAAGAAUAACAUACCAUACAUUAGUCUUCAAGCAUACAUAACAAGUAAGUUUAUAUUUAUUCG